Messenger RNA from Monopterus albus (swamp eel), 1954 nucleotides. It is a transcript of the gene pphln1, whose product is annotated as periphilin 1. Gene Ontology annotation, cellular component: nucleoplasm. Gene Ontology annotation, biological process: negative regulation of DNA-templated transcription; protein localization to heterochromatin; negative regulation of gene expression, epigenetic. Bases 150 to 1364 code for a protein of 404 amino acids. The record is from RefSeq and is a predicted model, not a curated record. Lineage: Eukaryota; Metazoa; Chordata; Actinopteri; Synbranchiformes; Synbranchidae. The transcript is spliced from 12 exons.
GUAUUCCUUGUCCAAUAAAACCAGCCAUCGUGCAUGUCCAUGUCGCUAUCUACCGGGAAAGGCUAGGCUAACAAAACGAUAGAGGAAGAUUGUGUUGAAAGUCAUAUUUUCUCUGUACCACACUGUUCACAGAAGUCCUCGAGUCAGAAAUGACAUACAGGAGAGAAAGAAGUUUACGGGAGGUGUAUGAUGAGCGUUUUUUAACAGAAAGAUCGGGUCCGUACCCCCGAGCAGGAGCUGUGGAGAGGAGGGCCCCCUUUGGCAGGCCAGAGGAUGAAUACAGUCGUGGCGGGUACGAAUACGAAGGGGGUCCCCGUUUCUUCCCGAAUGGUGGCGGCCCACGUACUUACCAUGAAGACCAGAGGGUUUACCAUGGGGACAACCUUCCUUGUGCCAUAUGUCGCACAUUACAGCAUCAAGAGGACUAUCCUUACAGAGUACCCAGGGAGGACCCACAUGCAGGGCGAUCUUUGGAGUUUGGGACCCGUGUACCACCUCCUCAUGGCGUGCGAAGCCAGGUUAUCUACCCAGCACCCAGGUCCCUCCCAGAAAGUGGGGAAGACACAUUAGUGCAGGCUAUCCUCAACCUGGACAGAGGAGAGGACAGAGACCACUACAGGAGAAAGGCAGCCCCUUUCCCUCCCCUCAGAGAGCGUUCUCCUGUUCGUCGUGAGGUGGCCCGCUCCCCCCACAGUCGCUCUGGUUCCAGCGUCAGCAGCAGAGGCUAUUCACCAGACAGAGUGAAGAGCCUGCCAUUUCCUUCACAGCAAGGCAAGAGUGCGGACGGUUCAGAGGCUCAUGCGGGUGUUGCUGAACACCUCUGGGGGGCGAUCUUUUCUCAACAGAGUGGACAUGACACUUCAGGGUACGAAGACAUCCAUUCUCAGAGCAAGACCGAUAAAAUUCCAGGCUUGUCAAGAGAAGGCUCUCCACAGAGUGCAACCUCAAACAAGGAGGAGACCCUUCCUCCAGAAGGAGAAAAAGAGGAGCCACCAGUAGCUCCCAUCGUGGAGGAGAGCCCGAAGCCUACAGAAAACUUUCAAGAGCGACGAGCCCUGGCCAUUGCAGCCAAAGCCCAGGAGAUAGAGAAGGUGUACCGUCAGGACUGCGAGACGUUUGGCAUGGUGGUGAAGAUGCUUGUGGCUAAAGACCCCAACCUCGAGAAGCAGCUGCAGGUUCCUCUCAGGGAGAACCUUGGGGAGAUCCGUGAGCGUUGCCUGGAGGAUCUCAAGCAUUUUAUCAGCGAGCUGGAUGAGGUGGUUUGCCAACCUGAACCGUCCAUCAUUGACUCAACCACUCCCUCUAUGUCCAUGGCAGGUCAUAAACUUUCAAAGACAGGAGUAAAUCACAGCUCCUCUUUCUGACACAUUAGUCUGAUCUGCUCCAUUAAUGUGAGAUUGAGCAUGGUAAGAUUGGCUGCUAAACAUGAUGGAUAUCUUGUUCACAUUGUGGAUUGCUGGAAUGAAGCUAUUCUACAGCACUGCAACCUAAAGACCAACUGAGCAUGGAGAGAGGAUGCAGUGGUGCACAGUGUGUUGAGGUGAACAGUGUUAGUUCUCAACAGAUCAUUUUAACUGAAAGUUGUUAAAUAUAAAAAUAUUCUUAAUAUUCUUAAAAGGUGUUUUUCUGUCAAAUAUUGGCCCCCCAAAAAAAUUCAGUUUAAAAGCUACCAGCCUCAUCACAUUGAAAAUGGUUGUUGUAGGUUCUUGUUUAACCUUUUUUAUUAUAAAAAUGUUGAUUUAAAUGGUCCUUAUCGCAUUUAUCCAAAAGAAUAGCCAGAUAAAACAAUGGUUUUGUUUAGUAUUUUCAGCUAUGUUGAUUUUGUAGCAGUCAGAUAUAUGACUUGGUGCUGCUAAAUUUAUAACAGUUCACAUUAUUCUGUAAAUUUGUACUGCAGUUUGGUUCCCCUUUGAGGUCUCUGAAGGUUAUAGUAAACAUGAUUUCUGUUUUCAAA